Messenger RNA from Dermacentor albipictus, 1228 nucleotides. Lineage: Eukaryota; Metazoa; Arthropoda; Arachnida; Ixodida; Ixodidae. The record is from RefSeq and is a predicted model, not a curated record.
UCGAGAUAGCAGUCGCGUUACUCUCAGCUCAGAAACAGUCGUUGGCUAGCUCCGCAGAAAGAGCGUGCAGGAUACGCAUCAGAAGGCGCUGUGAAGCAGAGGGCCACCCAACAGUGCCACGAUGGAGGAAGAGUCAUACCGUUACGUCGAAGGCCUGUGGAUGCACAAGAUGUUCAAGGAUGAAGCUAUCCUCUCCGCAAUGAACUACAAACCACGGGAGCGAGACGUCCUUGUCGUAACGUACCCGAAAUGCGGCACCAAUUGGACGCAGUUUAUCGUUUACAACAUCUUAACACAUGCGGCGCCGGUCUCCAAUAUGUUGGAGUUCAGAAUUACGUGCCCGUUCAUCGAUUUGACUGGAGCAAGUUCUGCUGAGAGCCCGUUGAGAACUGGCCCCAUUAUGUCACACUUCCCCUUCAGCGUUUUACGUCCAGUGGACUGUGCCAAGUACAUCUACGUAGCCAGGAACCCUUAUGACUGUGCCGUGUCCUUCUACCACUUCAUGAAGGGGCUGACUCCGCGAACUGUCACCGAUGUUUCCUUUGAGAAGUUCCUGAGCUUCUACUUGAAAGGAAAGGUCCUCUACGGCGACUACUUCGGUCACCUUCUGCCAUGGUAUGAGCAUCGAGGAGCACAAAAUACUCUUUUCAUCACAUAUGAACAACUGAAGGCGGAUACGAGGUCUCAAGUGCUCAAAAUCGCCGAUUUUCUUGGCGAAGAACAUGGAACAGCGUUGCGUAAAGACGAUGACCUUCUUCAGAGAGUCCUCCACGCCUGUAGUCUGGAAAGCAUGAAGGCCAUCUUUGAUGUAAAACCAGCGGACCGGCCAAAGAUCAUGCUGAAAGCGUCAGCGGAGAAGUCAGAGACGUUUGCCGUGAUGAAGGACGUGGCCGAGCUAAAGGACGAAAUGCACGAGGGCUCCAGCAUUGUUCGCAAGGGAAUCGUUGGCGAUUGGCGAAACUAUUUUACUGCUGAGCAGGUACAGCGAACGAAAGAAUGGAUCACGAAAAAGACACAGGGAAGCGACGUCAUGGCACUAUGGGAAGACUGUGAUCUCCCAUGAGGAAAUGUGGUGACUCAACUAGCUGUGCUUCCCUAUAAUGAGAACGCUACAAGACUUCAGGCUUCCACCAAGAAAGGAGCGCUACGAUGGAAAGUAAAGCUCAGCAAAGCGAGGAGGGCCACUUCACUGUCACCUCUUGCAAGACACUGCCAACCUAUGGUACUG